This is a messenger RNA of Aspergillus versicolor CBS 583.65, 1227 nucleotides long. Its product is annotated as intradiol ring-cleavage dioxygenase. Gene Ontology annotation, molecular function: ferric iron binding; oxidoreductase activity, acting on single donors with incorporation of molecular oxygen, incorporation of two atoms of oxygen. The record is from RefSeq and is a predicted model, not a curated record. NCBI's taxonomy places the organism in Eukaryota, Fungi, Ascomycota, Eurotiomycetes, Eurotiales, Aspergillaceae. The transcript has a single exon. The coding region runs from base 1 to 1227 and encodes 408 amino acids.
AUGCACCUCCAACCGCUUAUACUAUUGUCUCUCGCCAGCCCGGCAUUUUCCCACGGUGCUUUUGAACAUGAAGACCUCGAAACCCAACUGCUCAAACGCGACUUCUUCAGCCACGGCAGACGAAGCCUCGAGUCGUGCGCCGGCACCCUCAAUUCAGACGGGACAAACUCCCAGGCCCAUAAACGCCGCGCCGCCUUCGUAAACCAGCACCGCCAACAACUGAAGCUCAAACGCUCCAUGGUCGAAAUCCUCAACACCAGCCACCUGCACACAGGCCCAUUCAUCAGUCCCAACCGCCCAGCCGACGCAUUCACUGGAGAGAACCACGUCCUCCUAAACCCCUACGGCGACAACGGCCCCUACUACGUCCCCGGCGAGGUGAUCCGCUCCGACGCGCGCGAAAACCAACUCGGGGUCCCCAUCAUCGUCGAAGCACAAUUCAUCGACUUCGAAACCUGCAAGCCCAUCCCCGGGAUGUGGUGGGACCUCUGGAACGCAAACGCCACAGGCGUCUACAGCGGCGUCAUCAACCAGGGCAACGGCGAUUUCUCAGACCACUCCAACGUCAACAACACCUUCCUCCGCGCCGUGGCAAUGGCCGAUCAGGACGGCGUGGCUCAGAUCAAGACAAUAUUUCCGGGCCACUAUACCGGCCGCACGAACCAUAUCCAUAUCAUCGCGCAUACGGACGUUACUGUCCUGCCUAACGGCACCAUCACGGGAGGAAGUAUCGCCCAUAUAGGACAGUUUUUCUUCGACCAGGCUAUUAUCGACAAAGUCUCGCAGACAUAUCCCUAUACAGAGAACCCAUACGUCCCCAUCGGAAACGCCCGGGAUGAUACCUUCCACCAGGAAACCGCCUACUCGGCCUCAGACCCUGUAUUCCACUAUGAGUAUCUAGGCGAUACACUAGAUGACGGGCUGUUCAUGUGGGUACGGGUCGGCGUAAAUGCAUCUGCGAGCUGGCCCUCCGAGCAGAGUUUUAUCUACGGUGCUGGUGGGGGGAAGUACUCCUGUGGGACUGGGCGGAUUGGUAAGAACUAUACAUCUGACGACGAGGAGUGUAAGAAUGAUGUUGAUGUUGGUGCGUUGCCUGGUGAGAAGGGGCCUGGGCCUGCGGUUUAUUCGGCGCCGCCGCCUACGGCUUGGGAUGAUGAGAUUGAUGAGGCGGAGAUUGAGGCUGCGCAUGGUGUGUUGGAGGGGGAGAAUGGUGUAACGGCGGUUUAA